CUGAACACAAACUGAAGCACAGACCCUCGUCACCAUCAACAGAGUGAUUCUUGUCCAGAUCUCAGACCUCAAUAGCAGGGAGCUCCCGCGUCAUGAUUGGCCAGCGCAGACUCCUCCUCCUGUGGGCGUUCAUGCUUUUCAUGGCAACACUGUGCCCCUGCGCUCUGUCCAAACGUGGAGGUGGGGCCAGAGGGAGGGGUAAAGGGGUGGGCCUGGGCGCAAAAGCCCCUCCCUCCCACAGCCGCGGGUCGUCCAAGCAGGGCCUGAAGCUGGCAGGAGCUGCAGCGGCGGGGGCGCUGGGCGGGGCAGCGCUGGGGUACGGGCUGGGCUCUCUGGGAAGGCCCAGAUACGGCUAUGGCUAUGGCUACGACGACUCUUCUGAGGAAGAUCGCCGCUUCUAUUAUGGAGAUGGCAUGGGCUUCCGGAACCAGUCGGACUGGCGGUACCAAAGGGGCUCAUCCAGCUCAGGCCCAACUCCCUGCAUGGCUGUGGUUCUGGGAUCGGCAGCAUCCGCCUUGCUGGGAAACUGGAUACGAGGGAUCUAAAUGGGCCCUCAUUCUCUCUACCUUGAAAUAAGUGGAUCGACAAUUUUUAGCACGCAGGAAUAGAGAAAAUCUUGAAUCAGAUUGCCUCUCAGCUGUGGAGGAACUGAAAUGGCUCAUAAUGGCUCCAAACACCAGUGUGGUUUACAUCAGUAGGCCUGUGAUGCCCUGAAUAACAGGGCAUCUACACUGAUUACACCCCGUUAACUUCACCACAUUUUUAGCCUUCUGUACAGCAAAAAGAAAAUAUGUGGGGACUUACCUGUAUUAUGACUACUACUCUUCAUCUUGAUAAUGCCAUUUUCUACUCUUUUAAAACAUCCUUUUAAAAACAAUUUCAACCAGCCUGACUGGAUAUAUUAUUGUGUUACAUUUAUUUACUGUCUUUUAGGAUUAUUAUAUGGUUUUAAUACGAGUGAUUUCUUAGGAGUUUUACAAAAAUACCCAACUUUUUUAAUGCGCUUGGUUGUGGGCUGUUCCAGUGAUUGCACAUGCGGGUUUGUGAAUGUAUAUAGGUUUGUUUGGGCGUGUGUGUGUGCAUACGCAUGUGUUUGUGUGUGUGUGUGUGUGUGUGUGUCUGUGUGUGUGUGAGAGUGCAGUUUGCAUUGCUGAAUGUACUCCAUUUUGAAUCUAUUUUUCAAUUAUGUGUGAUGUACCAAGCAUGAUUCACAUCAAUGACUGUAGAGCCCACCUACAUACACACUUUCUCUCCUUCCUCUCACUUUCUCUCUCUCUCAUACACACACAUAUACAUACACACACACACUAGUUGCCGCUGAUUGUGUGUGAUGAUGAUUUCCUGAGUGUGGUGAAGCAGACAGCUCUGUCACCUGCACUGCCUAUAGAAUACUCUUUCAAAAAACAAGUUGCUCUUGCUGCAGAAUGUUUUUGGUUUGGCUUUGGUAUUUGUCAGUCAGCAGCUUGUAUAUGCAGUUAAUGAUUAAUAUUAGAUACAUUUCAAUAUACUUCACUUUACUGUCCAUUCGGAUUCAGCUGCUGGGGAUGCCCGAAUGACUAGUGCAGAAAACCGGGGCAUUAACCAAACAUUAAUUUUAUAGGUGUUUAACUCCCCUGCUUCAGCGUGUUUCUCUCUGUGUCAUACCCAGUGUGUGCAUUUCCUUUUAAGAUCAGAAAGCUUUGCUCUUCAUGCAUCUGUUAUUGCAUCCCUCUGCCCUGCUGCAUAUCUCUCAAAUUGUUCCCGCCUGAGCUAAUUAUCAUUGUAAACAGACAAUGCAAAUCUGUGUUGUGUUUUGCAAAUGCCUUGUGACAAUCUCGCUGUGUUGGAAUUGACUCUAUACUAAACAUAUUUGACUGGAAAUUCUUUGAUAUCA
This is a messenger RNA of Megalops cyprinoides (Indo-Pacific tarpon), 1873 nucleotides long. It is a transcript of the gene sprn2, whose product is annotated as shadow of prion protein 2. Gene Ontology annotation, biological process: protein homooligomerization. The transcript is spliced from 2 exons. Gene Ontology annotation, cellular component: membrane. The coding region runs from base 93 to 545 and encodes 150 amino acids. NCBI's taxonomy places the organism in Eukaryota, Metazoa, Chordata, Actinopteri, Elopiformes, Megalopidae. The record is from RefSeq and is a predicted model, not a curated record.